AUGGCUGGCAAUGGAGAGAAUAUUGACACACCACAUGAAGAAACCCCUCACCGUCCUGGAAAAGAGCCAAUGAGCUCUAGGAGGCCUUCCAACUCACAAUGUAAACGGACCACCCGUUCCAGGACAACCCAACCUGAGGGUGGCCCAAGCACUCGGACCACUCGUUCUAGGAGGACCCAACCUGAGGGUGGCCCUAGUACACAAACUACUCGUUCAAGGAGGACCCAACCUGAGGGUGGCCCUAGUAUACGGUCCACACGUUCAAGGAGGACUCAGCAUGGAAAUGGCCAAAACCCUAGAGUAAGGGACGAAGAACCCAAUCUUGGAGGUGCUCAACCCAUGGAUUAUGGUUCUUAUGAUCCUACAAGGGCAGCACAAGGGAAUAAUACUCAAAAUCAACCUGACCUUGGAGUGAGAAGACCACGAGGCAGGCCUCGUGGCUCACGAACUAGGAGGCAUGAAACUACUCAGGAGGAUCCUCAAAAUGCUCAAGAAGAACAACUUGGGGAAAUUGAGGGACCCCCUAAUAAUGAGCAACCCGAGGAAACUGAGGUUCCCCCUAAAAACCCAAAUGAUCAGCCAGAACCAUCUCAUAGAAAUGAGAAUAGGAGGCGAUCGAAAACCAGGGAAUAG
This is a messenger RNA of Cannabis sativa, 633 nucleotides long. RefSeq lists its product as uncharacterized. The coding region runs from base 1 to 633 and encodes 210 amino acids. The transcript has 2 exons. The record is from RefSeq and is a predicted model, not a curated record. NCBI's taxonomy places the organism in Eukaryota, Viridiplantae, Streptophyta, Magnoliopsida, Rosales, Cannabaceae.